GCCAAAUUUAACCCCGGAGGGUAGGUGAAGUGGGCGGUAGGAGGGAGGGGAGCUGGACUUGGCCGUGAGUGUGUCUCAUAGCCGCAGCAGCAACAGCAGGAGGUCAGGAGUGAACAGUCCAGGAGAAGACCUCAGGAUAGCCCUAAACAUACCCACAUAGAAAGGGCACUGCACGACACAGUGCGGCCGUGUGGAACAGAGUUGUUGUGGCCUGCAGAGGUCCAGAUUUCCUGUCCAUUCAAGGGCAUUGCUGCGGGCCGGAGAGCGAGCUAAAGAGGCCUGUGGCUGAGGCCUUCGAGGGAGGGGACCACAUGGAGCCACAAAGACUUGAUGAGCUUCGCUGCUGGAAAUGUGUGAGCUGACAAGCCCCAAGUGUAAUCUAUUACUACCGCUGCAGUCAUGGGUGACUGGAACCUGCUGGGAAAGCUGCUGGAGAAGGCCCAGGAGCACUCCACGGUUGUGGGCAAGGUCUGGCUGACCGUCCUUUUCAUCUUCCGCAUCCUGGUCCUCAGCGCCGCAGCCGAGAAGGUCUGGGGUGACGAGCAGUCAGGCUUCACCUGCGACACCAAGCAGCCCGGUUGCGAGAACGUCUGCUACGACGUCACGUUCCCCAUCUCGCACGUGCGCUUUUGGGUCCUGCAGAUCAUCUUCGUCUCAACGCCCAGUCUGAUCUACCUGGGCCACAUCCUCCACCUGGUGAGGAUGGAGGAGAAGCAGAAGCAGAGGGAGAAAGAGCAGGCGCAGAACAGUGAGAAGCAGCAGUUCAUCGUGGAGGUUAAGAGCAGCAGGAAACCCUUCGUCAGGGAUGACAAGGGCAGAGUCCGCCUGCAGGGGGAGCUUUUGCGCACCUACGUCUUCAACAUCAUCUUCAAGACGCUGUUCGAGGUUGGCUUCAUUGUGGCACAGUACCUUCUCUACGGCUUCCAGCUGAAGCCCCUUUACACCUGCGACCGCUCACCCUGUCCCAACACCGUGAACUGCUACAUCUCACGCCCCACAGAGAAAACCAUCUUCAUCAUCUUCAUGUUAGGAGUGGCCAGCCUGUCCUUGUUCCUCAAUCUCAUCGAGAUGUACCACCUGGGCUUCACCAAGUGUCGACAGGGCCUCCGGUACCACCGCAUGCAGGUCUCCUCUGAGUUUAUCACUAAGGAGCCCAGCGAAACAGCCGUGCCUUUCGUGCCCAGCUACGACGACUACUUCCACAGUCACCACCACACGGUGCAGCCUGCUUACCCCCCGGUGCCCUCCUACAACCUCUCUCCCCUGUCAGAGGAGACAGACUCCGCCUACCAGCCGUACCACAGCAAGGCUGCCUACAAGCAGAACAAGGAUAACCUGGCGGUGGAGAGAAGCAGCAGCAAGCCAGAGGAUAUGGAUCUGAAAGGGAAGAAGGGGGGAGCAGGGAGUGUGGGGGGAUCAGCUCCUGGGUCACCCAGCAUGGUCAAGUCCAACCGUCAAGCCAAACACAGCAACAACAAGACCAGAAUAGAUGAUCUGAAGAUCUGAGAAGGCUGAUGGUCUAGGGUUGCUGUCGAGGGGUCUAGUGUUGCCUCUUAAGCAUUCUGGGGUGUCAAACCACAAGCACCCCCUCCACACACACACACACACACACUGGAAAUGGUAGAGCUUUGACUCAUUCAGUCUCCAAUGGGAGUGACAGCUGUCACUAUAAUGUUGAAUGCUAAAAUGCUAUCUGUGGCAGCGAAUAGGGUUUUGCGAGGACAAUUCCUUUGGGUUUGACGUCUUGGAUCUUUGACGUCUUAAAUCUUCCUCUAUUUUUAUUGGAACAUUUGAAAGUAUAAGUGGAAUGUACUGUACUGUUUUUGUAUUUAUUCACAUUUUUGAUUAAGGUAUAUGAUGAUAUUUAUUCCAUCAGAUAGAACUUCAUGGUCGGAGAACACAGAUUUUCAAGCUCAGAUGUUCUUUGUUACUCCAUAUCAACACAGACUUUACACUUUAUGAGUUACAUACAAAAGACAUCUGUAAAAUAUUGGUUUGAACAUGUAUUAUCUUCAUUAGAUACAAUUCUGUGGUACAUUUCUGUUACUUUUUUAACAUGGCAUAUUUUAAACCUCCUAGCCUAUUUACACAUCAGCAGAUCCAUCUGUUAAAACAUCAUGCAGAACAUUCGCAUUAAUACAUUUCUCAGCUAACAACAGAAAGGUAAAACAUGCCUAAAAAGUUAUUAUAGGUGAAUUAUUUCUUUCUAGUUUUUUGUCUUUCCUUGCUGUCUUAAUGUGUAAAAACCAGAUAUCCCAAAAAGUUUUAAAUAACUUCCAGAACUAUUUUGGGGUCACCUAUUUGGUUGCAUGCACCCCAUUAUUGCUCCACAUUCACACAUUGUGUGUCUCACAAAUAUGGUCUUGGAAUCUGAAGGAAUCUGCCAUGGCAAUAUAUUUGAAUUUGAAUCGCUCUGGAUAAGAGUGUCUGCUAAAAUGACUAAAUGUUUGAAAACAAAAUUAUUCAUAAAGUUUAACAACUGAAUCCAGACAAGACAUUCUGAGAACCCUUGUACUCCAUAACAAUUUGACAGCAACAUCCCUUUCAGGUGUCAGGGCACUCUGACUGAGUCAGUACUGUAUGUUCACAGUUAAGGCAUGUAAAGGAAUAUGGUCCAUCACUGUCGGUUAACAUGUCACUUUGUUAACAACAAGACUGCUGUGCUUGAACAGAAAUAAACAUGUUAUGUA
Osmerus eperlanus (European smelt) is the source of this 2690-nucleotide messenger RNA. RefSeq names its product gap junction alpha-3 protein-like. Gene Ontology annotation, molecular function: gap junction channel activity. Bases 400 to 1506 code for a protein of 368 amino acids. The record is from RefSeq and is a predicted model, not a curated record. NCBI's taxonomy places the organism in Eukaryota, Metazoa, Chordata, Actinopteri, Osmeriformes, Osmeridae. The transcript has 2 exons. Gene Ontology annotation, cellular component: connexin complex. Gene Ontology annotation, biological process: cell-cell signaling.